ACAGAAAUUGAAGCGAAUAGUAAAGGGGGAGAAGAAGCUGUAUCCUGGACACAAACAUUCAUUAGGAAAUUCCACUGUAUUAUUUGAUUGAUUUAACAAAGCCUUGAUCUGCAGAGCUCGAAUUUAUACUAGAUCCAUUGGAACCCUCGGAUUUUGGGUCGAUUCGAACCAAAGUCCCGACCCCUUUUUGCACGGCAUUUCUUGUCUGCAGAACCAGUUACUUAAGCUGUGUUGAAUUUAUUGAUUUUUAUAUAUCAGAUCCAUUGUUUAGUCACUAGCAAUAGAUUGGAAGUUCGAAAAAAAUGCUGCGGUUAAGGGCGUUUCGUCCAACGAAUGAUAAGAUCGUGAAGAUUCAAUUCCACCCGACGCACCCGUGGCUCGUUACAGCCGACGCAUCGGAUCAUGUUUCCGUUUGGAAUUGGGAACAUCGCCAGGUGAUUUAUGAGUUGAAAGCUGGGGGUGUGGACGAGAGGCGUUUGGUUGGUGCCAAGUUAGAGAAGCUGGCUGAGGGCGAGUCAGAGCUGAGAGGAAAACCCACUGAAGCUAUACGGGGUGGGAGUGUUAAACAGGUUAGCUUUUAUGAUGAUGACGUACGCUAUUGGCAACUUUGGCGCAAUCGUUCUGCUGCUGCUGAAGCUCCACCUGCUGUGAAUAAUGUCACCUCAGCUUUUAGUUCUCCUGCUCCAUCAACAAAAGGACGCCAUUUUCUGGUCAUAUGUUGCGAGAAUAAAGCUAUUUUUCUAGAUUUGGUAACUAUGCGUGGCCGUGAUGUACCAAAGCAGGAUCUGGACAAUAGAUCACUUUUAUGCAUGGAGUUUCUAUGCAGAUCGGCUACUAGUGAUGGUCCUCUCGUGGCAUUUGGUGGAUCGGAUGGUGUGAUUAGAGUUCUUUCAAUGAUAACUUGGAAGCUUGCUCGAAGGUACACAGGAGGUCAUAAGGGAUCAAUUUCUUGUUUGAUGACCUUCAUGGCGUCUACUGGUGAGGCACUCUUGGUUUCUGGUGGUAGCGAUGGCUUGCUUGUACUUUGGAGUGCAGACCAUGGUCAAGAUUCUCGAGAACUUGUUCCUAAACUGAGCUUAAAAGCACAUGAUGGUGGGGUUGUUGCUGUCGAGCUUUCUCGAGUGGUUGGUACUGCACCCCAGCUUAUUACAAUUGGUGCAGACAAAACUUUAGCCAUCUGGGACACAAUUUCUUUCAAGGAACUGCGCAAAAUAAAACCUGUUUCCAAAUUAGCUUGUCAUAGUGUGGCAUCUUGGUGCCACCCUCGAGCACCAAAUCUUGACAUCUUGACAUGUGUUAAAGAUUCUCAUAUAUGGGCUAUUGAGCAUCCCACUUAUUCAGCUCUUACGAGGCCAUUAUGUGAACUCUCGUCACUGGUCCCACCACAAUUACUUGCAUCUCACAAGAAGCUUAGGGUGUAUUCCAUGGUUGCACAUUCUCUGCAACCCCAUCUCGUUGCUACUGGAACCAACAUUGGCAUCCUUGUAUGUGAAUUUGAUGGAAAAUCACUUCCACCUGUAGCUCCACUGCCAACACCACCAGGAAGCCGAGAACACGCUGCUGUAUAUGUAGUUGAACGGGAAUUGAAACUGCUACAGUUUCAAUUGUCUAACACUGCUAACCCGGUUCUUGGAAGUAAUGGCUCCUUGAAUGAUGCUGGAAGAUUUCGGGGUGACACAUCAGAACAACUCAAUGUCAAGCAAAUAAAAAAGCAUAUAAGUACUCCUGUCCCCCAUGAGUCAUACUCAGUCCUCUCUAUGAGCAGUUCAGGGAAGUUCCUUGCCAUUGUUUGGCCUGAUAUUCCGUACUUCUCAGUUUACAAGGUCAGUGAUUGGUCUAUUGUUGAUUCAGGCAGUGCAAGGCUUUUGGCUUGGGACACUUGUAGGGACCGUUUUGCUCUGCUGGAAUCUGCAUUAACUCCCAGAAUGCCAAUAAUCCCAAAAGGCAGCUCAUCUAGAAGAGCAAAGGAAGCUGCAGCAGCUGCCGCACAAGCUGCUGCUGCUGCCGCUAGUGCAGCUUCAUCUGCCAGUGUUCAAGUUCGUAUCCUGCUUGAUGAUGGAACCUCAAAUAUAUUAAUGAGGUCAGUUGGUAGCCGCAAUGAACCAGUUAUUGGUUUGCAUGGCGGAGCACUACUAGGUGUUGCUUAUCGAACGUCACGAAGGAUUAACCCUGUUGCAGCCACAGCUAUUUCAACACAGUCUAUGCCCUUGUCAGGAUUUGGAAAUAGCAGCCUUUCUUCUUUUAGCUCCAUGGAUGAUGGAUUUUCUUCACAAAAAUCUUCAGCUGAAGUGGUACCUCAGAACUUCCAAUUAUACAGCUGGGAAACCUUUCAACCAGUGGGAGGUCUUCUGCCUCAACCAGAAUGGACAGCAUGGGACCAAACUGUUGAGUAUUGUGCUUUUGGCUAUCAGCAAUAUAUUGUCAUAUCUUCCUUGCGCCCUCAGUUUCGGUACUUGGGAGAUGUGGCAAUUCCUUAUGCUACUGGGGGUGUUUGGCACCGAAGGCAGUUAUUUGUUGCUACACCGACCACCAUUGAGUGUGUUUUUGUGGAUGCUGGAAUAGCACCUAUUGACAUUGAAACCAAAAAAAGAAAAGAACAGAUGAAGCUUAAAGAGGCACAAGCGAGAGCAGUUGCAGAACAUGGAGAAUUAGCAUUGAUAGCAGUUGAUGCCCAACAAACCACCUCACAAGAAAGGAUAUUAUUGAGACCCCCCAUGUUGCAGGUUGUCAGAUUAGCUUCCUUUCAGCAUGCUCCCUCCAUACCUCCAUUUUUAUCAUUGCCUAAACAAUCAAAAGUUGAUGGUGACGAUUCAUCAAUACCAAAAGAGAUAGAAGAAAGGAAAGUCAAUGAGGUUGCUGUUGGUGGUGGUGGGGUUGCGGUGGCUGUUACUAGAUUUCCAGCAGAGCAGAAACGACCUGUUGGACCACUUGUUGUUGCAGGGGUGAAAGAUGGUGUUCUAUGGCUAAUUGAUAGGUACAUGUGUGCUCAUGCAAUAUCACUCAGCCAUCCUGGUAUCCGUUGUCGGUGUCUUGCAGCCUAUGGAGAUGCUGUUAGUGCAGUAAAAUGGGCAAGUAGGCUUGGUAGAGAGCAUCAUGAUGAUUUAGCACAAUUUAUGCUUGGUAUGGGAUAUGCCAACGAAGCACUUCACUUGCCUGGCAUAUCCAAGAGAUUGGAGUUUGACCUGGCAAUGCAGAGUAAUGAUUUGAAAAGAGCCUAUCAGUGCCUCCUAACAAUGAGCAACAGCAGAGAUAUAGGACAAGAGGCUCUGGGGUUGGACUUGAAUGACAUUAUGAAUUUGUCUUCAAAGAAGGAAAAUAUUGUGGAUGCUGUUCAAGGAGUAGUUAAAUUUGCAAAGGAGUUUAUGGAUCUUAUUGAUGCUGCAGAUGCUACUGGACAAGCUGACAUUGCUCGCGAAGCUAUUAAGAGGCUAGCUGCUGCAGGUUCAGUAAAAGGAGCUUUAAGAGGUCAUGAGUUGAGAGGACUUGCUUUACGCUUUGCAAAUCAUGGGGAGUUGACAAGGCUUAGUAAUAUGGUGAACAAUUUGAUUUCAGUUGGUUCGGGACGGGAAGCUGCCUUUGCAGCUGCUCUGUUGGGAGACAAUGCACUCAUGGAGAAAGCAUGGCAGGAGACUGGGAUGCUUGCUGAGGCUGUGCUCCAUGCUCAUGCUCAUGGUCGACCUUCAUUAAGGAACUUAGUUCAGGCAUGGAACAAGAUACUGCAGAAAGAGAUGGAGCACACGCCAUCCACCAAAAUGGAUGCUGCAGCUGCAUUUUUGGCUUCCCUUGAGGAAUCUAAGCUCACAAGCUUGCAAGAUGCAGCAAAGAAGCCACCAAUUGAGAUUCUACCUCCUGGCAUGGCGUCAUUAUAUGGUCCGAAUCCGGGUCAAUCUAAUCAGAAAAAACCUGGUCCUGCCAUGCAGAAUUCGCUGCAGCAACCGGGAAAACAGUUGCUUUUGGAAGGAUCUACGACCACACUGCCAAAUGCAUCUACACCACCAGAGUCAGGUGCUGCACCCACUGCAGAGUCAGGUGCUGCACCCACUGCAGAGUCAGGUGCUCCACAGAAUUCAGAAUCAAGGACUCCACCUACACCAGAAUCAGGAGCUCCACCUACAUCUGAACCUGUUGCUUCGACUCAGGAUUCAGUUGCUCCAGCACAAUCUGAGCCAGAUGCUUCAGUUACCCCCGUCCCAGAGUCAAGUUCUCCAGCUCCUGCUGAUGUGAGUGAUAAAACUUCAGAAAAUCAGAACCAGACAUCACCACCGAGUGUUUCAGAACCUAAUGGAACUGAGGAAAGUGUCCCAUCAGCAUCCCAGAGUCCUCUGCCUGGACCAACGACUGCUCAUGAUGUCCCAAAGCAACCAGAUAAUCAAGCAACAGCUGUCCGUCCUGAACUCUCAUUGAUCGACUUCAGUUGACAAGCAAACCUUGACACUACAGUCAUAUCAGGUGUUUUACCGAUGUUCUUUAUAUGGAUAUCUGAAACUUGUGCAUUCUGUUCCUUUAUCAUACUAAUGAAGCACUACAAAUAAAUAUCGAGACGGGGGAGAGGAAGUUGCAUUCUCAUAUCGCGAGAACCAUUGCAACAUCUUGACUUUUGAUUACCGGAGUUGCUGUUGCACUCUGAUGUAGAUGGCCUUCACAUUUUCCUGUCCUUGACUAGUUUGUGCACUGUUGUCCCUGUCAUCUAAGGUGCAUUCGUUCUAUUUGUUUUAGAUUUGUCAUCAAUUUUCUCACCUGUUUUUUGGUGUAGCAUGUUUUUAAAGCAUAGUUGACGAAAUUGAAAUUUAUCUAAGAUUUUGCGGUUGUACUGUAAGGAAACCGAUCGAACUACCCUUUGUUGUGUCUGGUAUUUCAUAAAAAGUAUGUACUUCUAUUGUAUUUGUUAUUCCUA
This is a messenger RNA of Olea europaea var. sylvestris, 4894 nucleotides long. RefSeq lists its product as uncharacterized. The record is from RefSeq and is a predicted model, not a curated record. The coding region runs from base 303 to 4418 and encodes 1371 amino acids. NCBI's taxonomy places the organism in Eukaryota, Viridiplantae, Streptophyta, Magnoliopsida, Lamiales, Oleaceae. The transcript is spliced from 15 exons. Gene Ontology annotation, molecular function: protein binding.